AUGGCUCCGUCUACAGAAAUCCAAUCCAAAGUCGAGGAAGACGAGCUCGCCCUUGAAACUGUCGAGGAUGUCCCAGUCAACAAACUCACCAGCUUCAAUGGCCGACUGCAGCAAUACCUGCAUAGCGGGACCGCAGCGCACGAAGCCCCAACUGCCUCUCGGGGUACUAUAUCGCAACGCCGCAUAAACACCAAGACCGAAUAUAAACCAGACAUUACCGAACGUCAAGCAAAAGCCACAAUAUCCAGCCCAAGGCGCAAGAGAACAGCGUCAGCAACCUCAUGCACCACCCGCUCAAAGUCGACCACAAUAGCCACGCCUCCAUCCCCAAUCCCACCUCGCCAAAGCCCAAACAAACGCAAGCGCAGCACAGCAAAUCCCCAAACCCCACCCAUACCCGCAAUCGCCGGCCCUUCAGCGACAGAAUCCCUCCUUCGCGACACAAUCCCCCCAAACCUGAUCCUCCUACUCGUAGGCGUGAAUCCCGGAAUAAUGACCGGCGUAACGGGGUACGCCUACGCGCAUCCGUCCAACCUAUUCUGGAAACUGCUCUAUUCAUCAGGGAUAACAAGUGUCCGCCACAUACCCGCCGAUACAUACAAGCUUCCGGCGCUGUACAGCGUGGGCAACACGAACAUCGUGGAGCGGCCGACGCGCGACGCGAGCAUGCUCAGUCGCGCGGAGAUGGAUGCCGGCGUGCCGGUGCUCGAAGCAAAGGUUGCUGCGCAGAGGCCUGAGGUUGUUUGUCUUGUUGGAAAGAGUAUUUGGGAGGCUGUUUGGCGGGUUAGACAUGGGAGGGGGAUUCGGAAGGAGGAGUUUCGGUAUGGGUGGCAGGCGGAGACGGAGAAUAUGGGUCGGGUUGAUGAUUGGGCUGGGGCGCCGGUUUUCGUAGCUACGACGACUAGUGGGCUUGCGGCGGGGAUGAAGCCGGCGGAGAAGGAGGCUGUUUGGGCGGAGUUGGGAAGUUGGGUUGUGAGGAGGAGGGGAGAGAGGGGGUUGGAUCCUGUGGUGGUUAAGGAGGAGGUUUGA
This is a messenger RNA of Penicillium roqueforti, 1029 nucleotides long. RefSeq lists its product as uncharacterized. NCBI's taxonomy places the organism in Eukaryota, Fungi, Ascomycota, Eurotiomycetes, Eurotiales, Aspergillaceae. Gene Ontology annotation, biological process: base-excision repair, AP site formation. Gene Ontology annotation, molecular function: mismatch base pair DNA N-glycosylase activity. The record is from RefSeq and is a predicted model, not a curated record. The transcript has a single exon. The coding region runs from base 1 to 1029 and encodes 342 amino acids.